ACAUUACCGUACCCGGCGGGGGCACACAGAAGGCAAUAAAUAGACCCAGAAUCCGUAGUCCCGCGAUCAAUGUAUAACGGACCGCCAAGCACGAUCCGGUCGAAAAAACGAUCGCGGAUCGUCAACCAACCAACCAGCCGUGUGUUGAGAUUGAUAACGAAAACGAACGAACGCAAUAUGUUGACGAUGGCACGCUCCCGAGACGUGAUGUUGCUGUUUUGUGCCAUUCUGUUGGGAUGUCAUCAGGUGUGUUAUGGACGAGCAGUACCACAUCAUCGUCGGCGCGGUACAGGUGUUGGACGGUUGCAGAAUGCAACACUCACUAACGCCACUCUAUCUACGGUAGCGCAGCUAGGUGGAGAGCUAUCUCUGGAGGGCUGUGAAAUUGAGAACUUUGGUCCGACACUGUUCGGACUGUUGAAGCGGACAGACUGUUUGACGCUACGAGGUGGAUUCAUUCCCACCGUAACGUUUCGUUCACAUGCACUCGAUACAUUCGUAAUCGAUGCGACGGGUUUGCAGAUGUUUACCGUAGAGCCUACCGAGGUACCUUACGCUAAGCUGAGAAUUCUUCAAAUUACACGCACGAAGCUGAAACAGCUUACACCUGAUUUGUCACUGUUUGUCGGUCUCAAGCGAUUAGAUCUCUCCCAGAACCAACUAACCUACGUCGAUCUGGACAUGCUGGGAUCUAUGCAACGCCUACGAGAUCUCGACCUGUCCGUUAAUCGGAUUGUCCGAUUGGAUGCUUCGCCCGAGCUGCAACUGCCGGGCCUCCGCAACCUCUGGGUCAGCUACAACCGAUUGCGCUCGUUCGGGGGUUUCCCGGGUGCGUUCCCGUCACUUGACACCGUACGAUUGAUAGGCAAUGUGUGGCACUGUUCAUGGGUGGAUCGAGCGCGGGCCAACAUCAUACGUCACGGGAUCACGGCAUUCGGUGCUGAUUACGAUUGUCCCGGUGAGCGACAGGGUGGACUUUGCUGCUACGAUGACGCGCUUGAUGAGGAAGAAGUGCAGACGACGCCCGGGACGCAAUUGGAUGGGAUGACCACGAUCGACACGCAACCGGCAAACGAUGAUGAUCUCACACUGCGGGAAACGAAUCGAAGCAUGGUACCGAUAGGCGUACGGUACGGUGAUGUGGAGAUCUUUUUGUGAGCGAUCGCGUUGCUAUGGUAAUUGUUGAGUAAAUACAAUGUCAAUAUUGUUGAUCAACGUACGGCAUAGUUCCAAUAUUUGAAGAUUCGCUAUCUACCAUCAUCAGUUAAAUGGAAGGGAUUAUAGGAGAGAUACCGGCACAUUUAGACCAUCACAUUUGCCUCUUAAAGGGUCAUUAGGCUUUUAUGAGAAUAACAAUAAUGAAACAAAUAAGCCCCCCACCCGGACCAAUACGAUCGAGAUAAAGCGUAAUGAAAAAUGGAUUAAUUUCAAUAAAAGGAAACCUCACGAUGGUCGCACAGAGCACAGCGCUACCAAAUCUGAAUGUCUGUUAGUGAAAGAACCAAACCAAUCGCAUGGCAUAAUCAGCUCAAACCGGGCAGGCUGGGUCCACCUAAACCGUAUGCUGCAGCACCAUCUCAUGGGGUGAAGCUAGAAUAAAUAACGCAACAAAUAAAACAGAGCUGAUUGCUCGAUUUCGUCGCUGUGGGUUCACAACGCCACAAUCAAAGCCAGCAUAAGUUUGGCCUGUUUGAGAAUCAAUUGGGAAAUUAUUCGAACGGGGUAAAUAAUAAUGGUGAACCGCCGGGUUUUGUCGCACACGAUUCUCCAGGAGGUCAAAUUUGUCACGGCACAAACCGAUCAGACCCGCAGCAGCAGCAGCAACAUCAUCACCAAAAAAAACGACGGUACAUUAUCGGGUUUGAUUGGGACGCGCGAACCGGCACGGGAAUCACUCACAUUCCUAGGCUCCGAAUUUAAUUAAGCCGUCUUUUAUACAGACGUUCGGCAUUGGGGCACUGUUUGUGCUUGCUAGAAGUGAGGUGCAGAAUUCUUAGUUCUCACAGCAA
This is a messenger RNA of Anopheles funestus (African malaria mosquito), 2009 nucleotides long. RefSeq names its product insulin-like growth factor-binding protein complex acid labile subunit. The transcript is spliced from 2 exons. The coding region runs from base 70 to 1158 and encodes 362 amino acids. Gene Ontology annotation, molecular function: protein binding. The record is from RefSeq and is a predicted model, not a curated record. Gene Ontology annotation, cellular component: plasma membrane. NCBI's taxonomy places the organism in Eukaryota, Metazoa, Arthropoda, Insecta, Diptera, Culicidae.